Corylus avellana is the source of this 884-nucleotide messenger RNA. Its product is annotated as Calcium-binding EF-hand family protein. The record is from RefSeq and is a predicted model, not a curated record. Gene Ontology annotation, molecular function: calcium ion binding. NCBI's taxonomy places the organism in Eukaryota, Viridiplantae, Streptophyta, Magnoliopsida, Fagales, Betulaceae.
UCUAUUUAAGCACCCAAUUUCCUCUCUCAGUAUUUCUCAACCAGACAACCCCCAACCCUCCGCACUCUCACUAUUUCGCUUGUUUCCGUAACCACCCAAAACGCAAUGGAUCAAACGGAGUUCAAGCGCGUUUUCCAACUGUUCGAUAGAAACGGCGACGGCCGGAUCACGAAGAAGGAGCUAAACGACUCGUUGGAGAAUCUGGGCAUCUUCAUCCCGGACAAGGAGCUGGCCCAGAUGAUCGACAAAAUUGACGUCAACGGCGACGGCUGCGUGGACAUCGACGAAUUUGGGGAUCUGUACCAGACCAUAAUGGACGAGCGAGAGGAGGAGGAGGAGGACAUGAAGGAGGCCUUCAACGUGUUUGAUCGAAACGGCGACGGAUUUAUCACCGUCGAUGAGCUCCGGUCCGUUUUGGCCUCCCUUGGGCUUAAGCAAGGGCGGACCGCAGAGGAGUGCAAGAAGAUGAUAAUGAAGGUCGACGUGGAUGGCGAUGGUAUGGUUAAUUAUAAGGAGUUUAAGCAGAUGAUGAAGGGAGGUGGCUUUACCGCUUUGGGUUAAUAUAAUUAUAUUUUGUUUUCCACUUUCUAAAUUGCUUUGUUGGUUUUUUUUAUUUUUAUUUUUAUUUCUAGUUUUUGUUUUUUUUUUUUUUAAAUGAUGGACAACUCCUUCAAAGCAAGUACCAUUCUUGUCUUGUCGGGUAGGUAUCUGUGAUUCUGACAAAGCGUUCUCUUCACACGGAUCAGAUUCGACCGGCGCGUGACACCGAAGAAAUUUAAACCCACUUAGAUCAAACUCUUACCGCUUGAGCGAACUCCUUCAUUUUUAUUUUUCUGUCAUUGUAAAUAUUGAUAUAUGGAUCAUAUUCAUAAUCUUUUCUUGCA